Molecule: messenger RNA, 1651 nt
Organism: Trichoderma harzianum CBS 226.95
Lineage: Eukaryota; Fungi; Ascomycota; Sordariomycetes; Hypocreales; Hypocreaceae
Exons: 1
Coding region: 33-1466 (477 amino acids)
Biological process (GO): phosphatidylethanolamine biosynthetic process
Cellular component (GO): mitochondrion
Molecular function (GO): phosphatidylserine decarboxylase activity
Source: RefSeq, a predicted model, not a curated record
GCAACGCCUACAUAUAUUAUCAAGCAAAAAUCAUGCAUGUCCAUAUCAAUGCAGAAAGAAAAGAGAAACCGCUCUCUAACAUCCCCAUGACACCGUCGGGUGCUCUUACAGCUCCUCGGCAAAAGUCUAACCGGGUUGGCGGCUGGUUGCCCCAGAAUCCGAAGCUUCUUAUCAGCUGGUUGCGAGAUCUAGUCGCCGAAGUCAACAAACACAAGCACGAUGCUUCUAUAAGUUCACUGCUCUUGAGUGAGCCGGUACAGCAACUAAAGGAGCUGAUUGAAAGCACUGCUGAACUUCGAAUGCUGGCUUCAGGCAUGUUUGACGAAGUCCCAGACAGGGCUCCCUACAAUGAGGAUCCUAUUGGGAACAAGCAAAUCAAAUCAUACCACGAAAUGCUCGAGAUGUUCGAUUUUGUCAUGAAUAACAAGGCUCCCUCUUGGAAAAAGCUCGAAUACGAUGCUGGUUUAAUUGGAUUCCCAUUCAACGCCAUCCUGGAUUGGCCAAUGGCCACAGCCAGCGGCUAUGCUUUCUUCCUCAAGCCCGAAGUCAAUUCAAAGCUCAAAUACAUCCUCAAUACCUGGAAAUCCGAAGUUCUCAUGACUGCAAAAUCCCAACAUGUCAUUACGACCGGUGAAGAUGGCUGGCUCAGCCAAGAUUCGCUAAUGAACAUCGAAAACGACACCAAUCUUACUGGCCAGGAGUUGACAUUCCAGCAGAUCUUCCAGUGUGAUCCACAAGCAGAUCCCAAACACUGGGGUUUUAAAUCUUGGGACGACUUCUUCGUUCGCAAGUUCAAGAAUAUUGAUCAAAUUCGCCCAGUCGCUUUUCCGGGGCAGCCAGAGUGGAUAGCAAAUUCUUGCGAGUCCAAGCCCUUUGCCUUGCAGUCAAAUGCCCAAGAGUACGACUCGUUUUGGCUCAAAGGCCAAGCAUACUCAGUCAGCGAGAUGCUUCAUGGACACAGAUUCGCCGAGCAAUUUGUCGGCGGCACCGUGUAUCAGGCGUUUCUGAGCGCCACGUCAUAUCACAGAUGGAGCUCGCCUGUGUCUGGGAAAGUUGUCCAUACCGAAGUUGUUGAUGGCACCUACUUCUCAGAGCCUGUCACCAAGGGCUUUACAUCUUCCGAGGGCCCUGAUCCAGCUUCUCCUAAUCGCGUCCAGAGCUACAUCAGUCACAUUGCCACGCGAGCCAUCUUCUUCAUCGAGGCUCCGAAGCCAAUUGGCCUCAUGGCAGCCAUGUAUAUCGGCAUGGCUGACGUCUCGUCUUGUGAGAUCUUGCAGAAGUUCGACGCCAAAUCUCUUCCUGCCAGUGUUGAAAAGGGAGAGGAGAUUGGGCUGUUCCAUCACGGCGGCUCUACCCACUGCCUCCUUUUUCGACAAGGAGUGAACCUCGCUUUUGUAACUGGGGCCAUCCCGGGCAACAGAGAGAAGAAUUUGCCAAUUAGAGGUCCGCUAGCGAUUGCGUAUUAAUGCUGAUGUCAUCCAGUACCUGUAAUCAAGCAUCUAGAUAUUCAAGAGGGGGAAGCAUACGUGAUAAAGAUACUAUCAGGAGCCUAUUAUUUUCAUGUUAUAUUAGCAGAGGUAUAUUCCACCACGAGACAAAGACGUCUUUCAUUCGAUUAUAAUCUUCAAUUCAAUUUUCUUGUAUAGUGAGA